AUGACCAUUGAAAACGCUUCGCUCUUCUCUACCAAACAUGCCUAUAGCUUUUCUCUUCCUGGCAUCACCUUGGAGUCUCGCAAAGUCCUGGAAGAGCUGCUCCUGGACAACCAUAAAAAAUAUCAUAUCUUCUUCAACGUGAAGCAAUUUCACAAUCACAAUCCACAUAUAUUGCUUGCUGCCGCUGCAUUAGGCGCAUCACCAGAGGCAUUGAGGAAAAUAUACGACAUCCACAUCACGUAUCAGAAGCCAUUGAUUGCUCCCAAGUAUGAGAUCACUGACCAGAACUUCACGGAUUACCUCUUUGAAGAUGAAGCCUAUAGCUCGUACCUUGCUUUCUUCGAUAAGAAACUAGAGACCAUGUCCAUUGAGGAAGUAUUUACCAGCUAUGCCAUCAAGGAGGCCGUUUUGGACAACUUGUUUGCUGGACUUUUCCACCCUUUGAUCCAUUUUUGCUAUGGCCUUGAAUUCUCACAAAAGCUUGUCGCUGCUGAAGGUCUGGCUAUGGCUUGCGUUCAUGGACAGGACAAAGGGUUCCGCGUACAAGAACUGAAUGACAUGGAGUACAUGCACUUGCAAGGCAAAUCCAUCAAUGACAUCUUGGAGGAUAUUCGCAACGACCCUGUUCUCAAACGUUCCCGAAAGUACGAUCCAACUACUGACGGCUUUGGCAAUAUCUCCAGUCCCGAGGAAAGCAAGAGUUUGCUGAAGCAUAUUGCACAGUGGCAGAUAUAUGUGUCAUUUCCACCAUCUCAAGCAUUUUCUAAUUUGAUUCUAGCCGACGCAGAAGAUAUUGAUGCUAAAAUAAAAGAGCUCUAUAUAGCUUCUGUGGACAUCUAUGCCGCUUCUCAACGACCUGGAAAGAAGCCUUUACUUGAUUUCUACCUCAUUCACUUGCUGACCUCCGUCUACUUUGUUCAAAUUCUACUACCUUCACUCCAUGUCAAAGAUCAAGCCAAGCUACUUCGUGCGUAUUUUGCAAAGUUUGCUCAGUGGUACGCAGCCCGUGGCUCUCCAAAGUUUGACCGCGCAGUGAUUUACAACUACCAGUCGACAUCUCCUGCAAAGGAGAAUCCAUGGUUUGAGGUGUGGGACAUGGGUAUCAAGAACAUGGACUUUCACGUCGUCAAGGUUGUUCGUGCGCUUUCUAUGGCCGAUGAAAUGUUCUCCCCUGAAGGAGAUCAUUAUUAUCUCAAAGCCGCUCAAAUGACGGUGGAAUGCACUGUUCAUGGCGACCCACUUAUCCAUAACGCCUGGACCCGUAAACCCCCUGGUUAUGACGAAGCAUGGGAAUAA
Umbelopsis ramanniana AG is the source of this 1296-nucleotide messenger RNA. RefSeq lists its product as uncharacterized. The coding region runs from base 1 to 1296 and encodes 431 amino acids. NCBI's taxonomy places the organism in Eukaryota, Fungi, Mucoromycota, Umbelopsidomycetes, Umbelopsidales, Umbelopsidaceae. The transcript is spliced from 3 exons. The record is from RefSeq and is a predicted model, not a curated record. Gene Ontology annotation, molecular function: oxidoreductase activity.